This is a messenger RNA of Aspergillus melleus, 810 nucleotides long. RefSeq names its product cleavage and polyadenylation specificity factor subunit 5. Gene Ontology annotation, cellular component: mRNA cleavage factor complex. The record is from RefSeq and is a predicted model, not a curated record. Gene Ontology annotation, molecular function: mRNA binding. The transcript has 4 exons. The coding region runs from base 1 to 810 and encodes 269 amino acids. Lineage: Eukaryota; Fungi; Ascomycota; Eurotiomycetes; Eurotiales; Aspergillaceae.
AUGCAGAGCUCUCGCCCACCUGUCCUCCCUCGAGACUUUUCCGCCCAGCAACCGCAGACCAUCCGUCUCUACCCCCUCUCCAACUACACAUUCGGUACCAAGGAAACGCAACCCGAGGAGGACCCGUCCGUGCUUGCGCGUCUAAAGCGUCUCGAGGAACACUACGAGCAGUAUGGCAUGAGACGCACCUGCGAGGGCGUUCUCGUCUGUCACGAACACAACCACCCGCACGUGUUGAUGCUGCAGAUUGCCAACGCGUUCUUUAAACUACCAGGCGAUUACCUGCAAUAUGACGACGACGAAGUAGACGGAUUCAAGAAGCGACUGAACGAACGCCUUGCGCCCGUCGGAUCGCAAUUCUCGGGCGAGGGCGUCAACGAGGACUGGGAGAUCGGCGACACGCUGGCGCAAUGGUGGCGACCGAACUUCGAGACCUUCAUGUACCCGUUCCUGCCGGGGCACGUUACCCGGCCCAAGGAGUGCAAGAAGUUGUAUUUCAUUCAGCUGCCUAAGAAGAAGGUCCUCUCCGUCCCUAAGAACAUGAAACUUCUCGCCGUGCCGCUCUUCGAACUGUACGACAACACCGCCCGAUACGGUCCCCAGCUCUCCGCCAUCCCGCACCUCCUGUCCCGGUACAACUUCGAAUUCGUGGACGAGAACGACAACGUGGUCGCGGCCACUCCGGGCACGCCGUUCCCCCAGAACCCCAGCACGAAGGUCCUUGCCGGAGAUGACGGCGACGGACAGGACGAGGGCAUGGCAGAUUACAACGCGGAGGGGACCGAGAACGGCGGAACGAACGCGCAGUGA